This is a messenger RNA of Labrus bergylta (ballan wrasse), 3581 nucleotides long. RefSeq names its product metalloproteinase inhibitor 3. Gene Ontology annotation, cellular component: extracellular matrix. Lineage: Eukaryota; Metazoa; Chordata; Actinopteri; Labriformes; Labridae. Gene Ontology annotation, molecular function: metalloendopeptidase inhibitor activity; protease binding. Gene Ontology annotation, biological process: negative regulation of membrane protein ectodomain proteolysis; negative regulation of endopeptidase activity; response to hormone. The record is from RefSeq and is a predicted model, not a curated record.
GAGAAGCAGCAGCGAGACAACAAGCAGAGCAGAGAAGUGGACAUUACACACACACACACACUCACACACACACACACAGCCUUCUGCUACAACUACAGCAGCGAAUCCAGGACGGACUUCAUACAGUUUAUUCCAACAGCAGAGAGAAGCGGGAAAAGUUUGGAGAAAUGCAGUCAGUGUACCAGCACCUGAUCAGCCUGCUGUUUGUGUUCAGCAGUCUGCACGUUCACCAGCUGACAGAGGGCUGCUCGUGCGCUCUGACGCACCCGCAAGACGCCUUCUGCAACUCCGACAUCGUGAUUCGAGCAAAAGUGGUCGGCAAGAAGCUCCUGAGAGAUGGGCCCUUUGGAACGAUGCGCUACACAGUCAAGCAAAUGAAGAUGUACAAAGGAUUCGACAAGGUCCAGCACGUGCAGCACAUUUACACAGACGCCUCAGAGAGUCUGUGUGGUGUCAAGUUUGAAAUCAACAAGUACCAGUAUCUGAUCACAGGUCGAGUUUAUGAUGACAAGGUCUACACAGGUCUGUGCAACUUCAAUGAGCGGUGGGAACGUCUCUCAUUGGCCCAGAAAAAAGGCAUCAACCAUCGUUACCAACUGGGCUGCGCUUGCAGGAUUAAGCCCUGCCACUAUCUGCCCUGCUUCGUGACCUCAAAGAACGAGUGCCUAUGGACGGACAUGCUGUCCCACUUCGGCUAUCCCGGCUACCAGUCCCGGCACUACGCCUGCAUCCAGCAGAAGGAAGGCUACUGCAGCUGGUACCGGGGCAUGACCGCACGCGACAAAACCACCAUCAACGCCACUGACCCCUGAACCCAAAAUCACAUCGCCCCAAAAAAAUCCACUGCCACCUCCCUGUAUCCGUCCCGUCCUUUCAGUUCUAGAGAAUUACAGGACUCUUAAAGCUCACUGGCCUGAGUGUCAGCCUCUUUUAAAGGGGUUUUAAAAAGAGAAAAGAAUAAAUCCAUUACAGUGCCUGUUUUGUAGCACUUCUGAUUGAAAAACAAUACCUUUUUUUUGUUGUGCACAUUGCCCUGUCGAACUUUAAUAACGACUUCCCGUACCAAGUAGCCCUUCAAUUUAAAAGUCUCUUAAGAGAUAUUUGAAGAACUGUCUAAAUUAUAGAAAUAACGUCACUGUGUUUCUUUAGUCAAAGACGAGCAGUGACUGGUACAUAAUUAAAAUGAUCAAGCAUCAUAAGGGUAAAUUAGCCACCAGCAGUUAGCUUAUUGCUGACCUAGUAUUACUAUAUUUUUGUACAUAAAGGUAGGUUUAGCUUCUCACAAGUAAAGGUCAUUCAUUCAUUUCAUUUAAACAGUUCAAACAAUUAUCACUCUGUAAAUUUGAGAUUUAAAGGAGCCACAUUAUUGCUUGUGAACUGCACAUGCUAGCGUUAGCCUCAGUUCUGCACAUUAGCAAAACAGACCACAGGCAAGGAACUUUUCUACAAUACUGAUCGAGUGCCAAUGAGAGGUUUUAUCCCUGACAGUUACACCUCUUAUUCUGGCUAGAAUCUUUUUUUGUUUUUUUUGAAAAUGGUAUUGUUUUACAGUGAAGUACACAUUGAUUAUGUUGACGGUUUAUACUGUUUGCGUUUCUAUGAAUGCUAGCAUCUCUGCUUACCUGAAUGUUUGCAAAUGUAACUCGUUUUGCAGUUAUAUGACAAACGGCGCCCUCUCUAUUGAGCACUGAUGAAUAUCUUAAAAUAUGUCUGUGUUACAGUGCCAACGCAGGGGAGAGCUCACUUCUUGCAGAGAUGAUUUUUAUUUUAUUUUUUUGCUGUAUAUAACGUAAGCUACAGAAAUGAACUAUCAACUCAGCUGAAACCUCUGUAAUACUUUUAUUUAUAUGUUUAAUGGAAUUCACGUUUACCAUGUGGUGUGUCUGCAAAAAACAAAACAAAAAAUAUAUAUUAUAUAACAUCCAGUCAGAAGACAACCACCACAGCCUGUGCAACCAUCCACAAUGAAGGACCAGUAUAUCCAAUGGUAUGGUACUUAUGGUACUUUUUGAUUGGCUUGGUCAUAUUAGUUCCCCUGGCUGGUACUCUUCACACGCAUCAAGCAUAGACAGAGGUUUCAGACAAUGAGAUAUUUUGUAAGUGUAUAUUCAAACUUUUUGUAUUUAACUAUUGCAAAUGGACAUAUUAUAUAUAUAAAUGAAAGUAACAAUAUUGUCACUAAAUUCAUUCUUCUUCACCUGUUCCAUCCAGGGUUUUUUUGUUAUCUCUUCCCAGUGCCGUACCUUCAGUCCAUUCCAUUUGUAGACACAGACUUGCCUCAAAAGGGGGUAACGGCUCCUCCAUCAUGAAAAACUAAAUCAAUACUGUACUGCUAACCAAAGCAGCAUUAACCUUCCAAGGGCGCAUUUUGCAUCACAGCAGCAUGUCGAAGGCUGUCCUUUUAUUUAUUUAUUUUUGUAAGACUAAAGACUUAGAAAACAACACAUGAAAAUCUAUUACAAUUAGUAGAGGCCAGAUAAUAGAACAUGCUAAUGUUUCACAUGUUAGUAGUUAACAACUUUUAAAACAAAUUAAGGUUACGGAAAGCGGUCCCAUUUUGAAGGCUCCUUCAAUAUGGGGCCUACAAAUGUGUCCUAGCUUGCGGUACAAAUGUUAAAAACUAAAGGGGCCUUGACACUUUGGAUAUGUUAGCUAAUCUCAGUGCAGCUGUCGAGGUAGCUAGGCAACAGGAGUUUGGUAACAUAAGGGUAGGGUUGGAACCGCUGGUGAUGCAAACAACAAAACCCUCUUUAGACAAACCAUCUCAGUUCAGUUUGGCAUGAGUGCUCUCGAGGGCUAUAGAUUAUAGGUCCUUCAAAGUACACAACCCCUGAAUUGGGACACAGCUUGUUUACUAAUUAAGACGCUAGCAUACAGCCUUUUAGCUUAGCCUACCUGGUUCUGCUCGCAAGUAAUGAAAUCUGCCUAACAGAAUCCUAAAGCUAACUUGUUUUCAAACCAAACCAACACCAUUAAAAAGUAGAUUUGGUAUUCUUGGCCAGGUUUUUAAACACUUUUUGAGAGAGUUAACCUAAAAACGUACAACAGCCAAGCCAAUGUAGCUGUUUCCAGUCUUUUAUGCUAAGCUAAGACUAGCUAAGGCUUCUGUAGUUGCAUAUUUAAUUGACACACAUGAGAAAUGGUACCAGAAUUCUCACGUGUCUGAGCUUAUUUCUUAGAAUAUCAAUGAAAUGUUAGAAGUAUCACCCUGUCAAAUUGACAUGAAAUGAUAAGGCAUAAUAUUUUUAUUUUUAGAGGCUAUCAGACAGGUUACUGAGCAUCAAGGGAAAGUUUUUCAAGGGUUUUUAAAUGUGAUGAAGGGGCCCUUUCCUCCAGUUGUGGCAUCUCUGUGUCAUUAUUUCUGUGGUUCCUGAUUGUGUAAAUAUACUGUCUGCUUAACACAGAAACAGUCAAGUUUGAUCCUUUAAGAGAAAUUCAAUCGAGGAAGCUGUGUACAGUCUGUGUGUGAACACUGAUUCCUGACGUUCGUGGGGGGAUGUUUCCUUGUAGGGGUUAUAGAAAUGUUUGACUUAAUUUCUGUGUUUUAUAUUUUUAUAAUAAAGAGUUAAUGAAAAACUGGC